Phalaenopsis equestris is the source of this 1105-nucleotide messenger RNA. RefSeq names its product peptidyl-prolyl cis-trans isomerase CYP23-like. The record is from RefSeq and is a predicted model, not a curated record. Gene Ontology annotation, molecular function: peptidyl-prolyl cis-trans isomerase activity. Lineage: Eukaryota; Viridiplantae; Streptophyta; Magnoliopsida; Asparagales; Orchidaceae. The transcript is spliced from 9 exons. Gene Ontology annotation, biological process: protein peptidyl-prolyl isomerization. Bases 1 to 1065 code for a protein of 354 amino acids.
AUGGGAGAUCUAAUAUCACUAUCCUCAGAUCAAAAGACAACCGGAAAAAUUGCAGAAGUGAGAGUAAUGAAAAUAGCUUACAGCGCUGUCGAAGAUUUGGGAGGGCGGCGGCGGCGGUGGGGAAGGAGGAAGACGAUCACGUUAUCGGAGAUAGCCAGUGGUCUCAUUGGUCUUGAGGCCACCUUCCCUCUCGUUUUAGAUGUCCAGGGGAUUGUGCUCUACGUUGCUUAUAGCCCGCAAGUUGCAUGCCCGGGACUGCUCCAGGUCACCCCUAACCUUGAAAACUCCCCCAUCUCCUUGAAACUUGAUAGCAACGUGGUAAGUAGAGACUAUCAUUCUGAAAUUGUUCAGCAGCGGUCGACCGAAUAUAGUGUUUCUAAGUUGGAGGUGAAUCCACUGAGAGAAAAUCUUCUCUUAUGCGUUUUGAAAACGCUGAAAGCAGCGUUUUCACAUCGCACAUAUCCAGUGCCGCGGUGUCCGGCGGGUUUCGCCGCCGCCGUCUUCCUGCUCUUUCUCUCAUUUGAUCGGUCCCUUGCCACAGCUGAACCCCAUCUCGAUUCGGCUCGUGUUGUCUUUCAGACAAACUACGGAGAUAUAGAGUUUGGUUUCUUUCCUGAGAUUGCCCCCAAGACCGUUGAUCACAUCUUCAAUCUUGGCCGGUUAGGUUGCUAUAAUACGGACCACUUCUUUCGGGUUGAUAAGGGUUUUGUUGCACAAGUUGCUGAUGUUGUUGGGGGCAGAACUGCGCCCAUGAAUGAAAAGCAGAGAUUUGAAGCUGAAAAAACUGUGAUUGGUGAAUUUAGUAAGACUAAACAUGUGAGAGGCAUUCUUUCAAUGGGGAGGUACUCAGACCCGGACAGUGCAUCUUCUUCCUUCUCAAUUCUUUUGGGAGAUGCUCCUCAUCUUGAUGGAGAGUAUGCCAUAUUUGGAAGGGUAACAAAGGGUGAGGAUACUUUAAAAAGGUUAGAGGAAGUUCCCACUCGUCGUGAAGGUAUUUUCGUGAUGCCUACAGAACGCAUCACUAUUUUGUCGACAUACUUCUAUGGUAGGAACACUGGACUUUAAUUAAACUGAAUUGUGCUGUUAUAGAUGAGAAUUUCUUUCU